AUGUACUCUCUCCAUCUCCUGCUCAGGGCCAGCCCUGCUGCCCUGCUUCUGAUUCUUUGCCUGCAGCUGGGGACCACCAAAGCUCAGGAAGACACAACCAGUCGACAGUUGGUGACAAUGGACCUGCAGAUGCUGCAAAUAGCAGAGGCGAGUGAAGAGGCCACCGUGGUGCUUAAAGUUUCAACAGAACUGAGGGAAUGCAUGGUGAUUAAAUCUUAUCUUCUAAGCAACACUCCGAUGGAAGGCAAUUUUAAUUAUAAAUACACCUCCUGCCUCUGUGACAGUCACUCAAGGAGCUUCUUCUGGGACUUGCAAACCAACAGUACUAUAAGGAUAACAGCAGUGGUUGACGUUAUUCGUGAACUAGGUAUCUGCCCAAAUGACUGGGCAGUGAUACCUAUUAAAGCAAAUCGCUUUUAUAUCACCAAGAGCCUACCAUAG
Molecule: messenger RNA, 441 nt
Organism: Dama dama (fallow deer)
Lineage: Eukaryota; Metazoa; Chordata; Mammalia; Artiodactyla; Cervidae
Gene: PIP
Product: prolactin induced protein
Exons: 4
Coding region: 1-441 (146 amino acids)
Biological process (GO): proteolysis; regulation of immune system process
Cellular component (GO): extracellular region
Molecular function (GO): aspartic-type endopeptidase activity
Source: RefSeq, a predicted model, not a curated record